This is a messenger RNA of Zophobas morio, 1347 nucleotides long. RefSeq names its product NAD-dependent protein deacetylase Sirt6. Gene Ontology annotation, cellular component: nucleus. Gene Ontology annotation, biological process: negative regulation of transcription by RNA polymerase II. The record is from RefSeq and is a predicted model, not a curated record. The transcript has 5 exons. The coding region runs from base 288 to 1319 and encodes 343 amino acids. NCBI's taxonomy places the organism in Eukaryota, Metazoa, Arthropoda, Insecta, Coleoptera, Tenebrionidae. Gene Ontology annotation, molecular function: NAD+ binding; transcription corepressor activity; histone H3K9 deacetylase activity, NAD-dependent.
AAAGUUACUAAAGUGGUUGUUGUUCUCUAAUUUUAUACAAAUAAAAUUAAUCAAAAAAAACCUUUUGUUUCUUUUUUACUGUUGUGAAUGUCUUAUUAUAUUCCUUUGGCCAUUUGUCAUUGUUUUAAUUGUUGUUUUGGAAGGCAACAAUGUACCCUCAAAUCACAUUUAGAAACCAAUAUUUACCACUUUAUUAAUAGAUUUGGUACCAAGCAUAGAGAGCAGUCAUCACGAUUUUAUCUCUCAUUGAUUAUAAGAAUGUGGUGUUAAGUAAUUAUAGGAUUAAAAUGUCAUGCAAUUAUGCAGAUGGGUUGUCUCCUUAUGAAAAUAAAGGCGUACUGGGAGUUCCUGAGCAAUUCGAUCCUCCUGAUGUAGUACAAGAGAAGUGUGAAAAACUGGCAGAGUGGAUAAAAAAUGCCAGGCAUGUAGUUGUUCAUACAGGUGCAGGGAUUAGUACAUCAGCUGGGAUUCCAGACUUUAGAGGUCCCAGUGGUGUCUGGACGUUGGAGAAACAAGGCAAAAAGCCUAAUAUAGACAUUUCUUUUAAAGAUGCACUACCAACAAAGACUCAUAUGGCCAUUAAAAAAUUAAUUGAUGAAAAUUAUGUCCGUUAUAUUAUAAGUCAGAACAUUGAUGGCUUGCACUUACGCAGCGGGAUUGAAAGAAAAUUUAUAGCAGAAUUGCAUGGCAACAUGUUUAUUGAACAGUGCAACUUCUGUGACAGCCAGUUUGUGAGAAAUACGCCAACUUCAACAGUUGGGAAAAAAUGUCUUGACACAGAUUGCAAAAGAAUAUUGAGAGGAAGACCAUGUCGGGGAAAAUUAUUUGACACUAUAUUAGAUUGGGAACAUAACUUGCCAGAUAAAGACUUAGAAAUGUCAGAUUAUCAUUCAAGUGUAGCAGAUUUGAAUAUUUGUUUAGGGACUACGUUACAAAUUGUACCUAGUGGAAAUUUGCCACUCAGAUGCAAAAAAUAUGGAGGAAAAGUUGUUAUUAUAAAUUUACAACCAACCAAACAUGAUAAAAAGGCUGACCUAAUUAUAAAUACAUAUGUUGAUGAUGUAUUAGAAAAGGUUACAAAGUGGUUAGGAGUGGAAAUUGAUGAUUAUUCGCAACAAACUGAUCCCACUAGAAUGAAUUGUGAACAUGGUACACGUGGUUGGAAUAUUUCCAAAAGUGACAUAAAACAAAUAAAAGGUUUGUAUGAUUUGUACUGCAAAAAUGCAAAGAAGAGAAAAUUGGAAACAAAAAAGAAAAAAGAAUUUAAAAUGUUAAAAAAAGAUGAACCUAGUGUAAUUGAAAUUAUUGAUCUAACAUGAAUUUUUUUAAAUAAAACUGUUAAACCUA